Messenger RNA from Bursaphelenchus okinawaensis, 1485 nucleotides. Lineage: Eukaryota; Metazoa; Nematoda; Chromadorea; Rhabditida; Aphelenchoididae. The record is from the annotation of a GenBank genome assembly.
AUGUCGCACAAGGACAUUAAGGAUAGAACGCUAGCCGCCCUUAUGGCUAUAUUAGCCUUCCUGUCAGUAGCCGCGGUGUUAGGCCUAGCCAAUUACAUCUACGAUGGUUGGGUCUGUGCGGAGAAGACUGCUUUGUUCAACAACCAGGUCAGUUUAACGUGAUAUUGCAUGUCUAAAACUGUUUUUUCUGGCAUUUUUGUUUUCAUAAUCGCAUCGAAUUUUAUUAUACCAUGAGGUAUUUGAAUAUAUACUACAAUUCAAUGCAAAAAAACAACUGAUUGAAACCCAAAACUUUUUAAAAUUUUAAGUUAAGGUCGCUGAAAACUAAAAUGUUUGCAAUUUGUAAACAAAUAUGCGACUUUACAGUGAAAAAGAAUAUGAAGAUGGUUUGUUGGUAACCUAAUAGAUUAGUAAAGUAAGUGUUUGCAGCCCACAGUCAGCUCGUAUCAAUCAAAGAGUGCAGCGGAAAAGGUUUGUUGUUUAGUGUUUUGAUAGCAAUUGUUAUAUAAACUGUUCGUAUUGCACAUUCCGACCUUGAGACGGAAGUUAUCACUGCAUUUCCGUUCCAAAACAUAACUUUAGGGCUCCGGACUGUCUCGAGUCAAGUUUUGUUGUAAAGCGCUUUAAAUUUUUAGUUUUAAAAUCAUUUCUGUACUUUCAAAUAAUGUUUGGUAAAUUCAAGACCCAGAUUUCAUGUUAUACUAACCAUUUUUUUCCAAAAAAUCAUUGUAAAUCAUACUACUUAACCUUCCACCAACUUCGAAAUCCCCGCAAUCUAAAGUAAUACUAGUAAACGAGUUGUUAAUUGUUUUACAAAAAAACAGUAGAAAAACAUUUGAAAAACGCCUUUUUACACUAAACCUUCACAACAGUUUCUUGCCUUCAGAACUAUCGGAUUCUACACGUUAACGACCCCGAGUGUUGUCUCGUAAUUCCAGAAUGUAGCGAUUGCCAAGAUCGACAGAAAGGCACCGUAACUACAGUAAUCACCAGCUCGAUCGACGUUUUCGAGCUUCUCGGAGAAGAGGGAUUCUCCUUAUGUGACCAGUUGAGUGUGGGCAGAACCACGAUUGUAACUGGUACGUUUUGUACAGUAUAAAUAUACAAAGUAAUACGAUCGAAAACAAUACGACUUUACAGUAAACACAACCAUGAAAUUAACUAAAAAUAAAAUUUAUAAAAUAUCAUUUUAGAUACCUUGGGUGUCACAAGAAACAAAAAAGCGAAAAACUUUGUGAUAUGUAAUGAGAAUACGGUAAGUUUUUAACUUAUUAUCAGCAAAUUGUAACACAAUCCACUUAUAUAUAGAUUACCACUAUUUUAACCCUCACAACAUUAACUUUAAAACAAUAUUAAUAAAAAUUUAGCUAUCAAAACUAAUAUUUCAGAAACUAGAACCAAAUUGAUAUAUUAAAACGAAUACUUUAGAUAGUAACAUCAGUAAACCUACCCUUUGCCCAACUAGAAACGUACUGUCCGCAGUAG